UGUAGGAGUAAAUCAUAAACUAACCCACUUCCCAAAAACAUCAUCAAUACAAUAAAAGCAUUCAUUCUUUCUUCCUCCUUUUCUCUUCCACUUUCUCUCUCUUCCCCUACGAAAUUACCCGCUCAUCCAAGGAACUUCGCGUACCUUCUCCACUCCUUUACUCUCCAACUUCUCGUACCAAAUUCAUCCUUAAUCAAUCAAAAUUCAGCAAAUUCUUGAUCAUCUUCAUCAAUCUACAUUAAUUGUUAGUGAUUUCGAGAAUUCUGCAAAAGUUUUCUGAAAAUUGAUGCGCAAGUGUUGAUUUUGAGGUUGGGAUGAAUUUUCCGACUUAUAAACGAAUGAAUUCCAGAGAAUAUACGGAAACAAUGGACGAAGAAAAUAAUUCAGGUUUUUUGCAGAAUGAUACUUGGCAAGAAAGUGGGAAUCCUUCGUGGAAGCGAUCAUUGCCUCAUGUACUUGUGGCGACAUUAACUUCGUUCUUGUUUGGCUACCAUAUUGGAGUUGUUAAUGAACCACUUGAAAGCAUUUCUAUGGAUCUUGGUUUCAAAGGCAACACGUUGGCAGAAGGUCUUGUGGUGAGUACAUGCCUUGGGGGUGCCUUUGUUGGAUGUGUUUUUAGUGGUUCAAUUGCUGAUGGUUUUGGACGUCGUAGAGCUUUUCAGCUAUCUGCUCUUCCAAUGAUAAUAGGUGCUUCUAUGAGUGCUAUGUCGAACACGUUGCAAGGUAUGCUAUUGGGAAGGCUGUUAGUUGGGACUGGAAUGGGUCUGGGUUCCUCAAUUGCUGCUCUUUAUGUUGCUGAGAUUUCUCCAGCUUUUGUAAGAGGUACCUAUGGAAGCUUCAUUCAAAUUGCUACGUGUCUUGGUCUCAUGGCAGCUCUAGUUGUUGGAAUUCCAUCAAAAGACAUUACAGAGUGGUGGCGUAUGUGUUUUUGGCUCUCCACCAUUCCAGCUGCCACACUAGCUCUGGGUAUGAUAUUCUGUGCUGAGAGUCCAAUUUGGCUUUACAAGCAAGGAAGAAGCUCAGAGGCUGAGGCUGAAUUCGAAAAACUUUUGGGAGGAUCAUUUGUCCAAUCUGCAAUGGUGGAACUGGAAAAAUCUGAUAGAGGAGACACUGAGGAAGUGAAGUUGUUGGAAUUGCUCACUGGUCGACAUUCAAGAGUUGUUUUUAUUGGAUCAACCCUGUAUGCUUUGCAGCAGCUAUCUGGUAUAAAUGCUGUUUUUUAUUUCUCUUCAACUGUAUUUAAGAGUCUUGGUGUGCCAUCCAACCUUACAAACGUGUUCAUAGGGAUCUCCAACUUAACAGGCUCCUUUAUUGCGAUGGCAUUAAUGGACAAGGUGGGGAGAAAACUGCUGCUGCUUUGGAGUUUCUUGGGCAUGGCUGUAUCGAUGGGCCUGCAGGUUGCUGGGGCUAGUUCUUACAUGCCAAAGGCAGCAACAUUUUACUUAUCCAUUGGUGGUGUAUUCUUAUAUGUUCUAGCAUUUGCUGUUGGUGCCGGUCCUGUUCCGGGGCUGCUACUCCCGGAAAUAUUUCCCAGCCGAAUUAGAGCAAAAGCAAUAGCUUUCUGCAUGUCUGUCCAUUGGGUCUUUAACUUCUUAGUUGGCUUGUUGUUCUUGCGACUACUUGAAAAUUUUGGACCGCAGCUCCUCUAUACUGUGUUCAGCACUAUCUGCUUGAUUGCUGUUGCCUUUGUUAAGAAGAAUGUGAUAGAGACAAAAGGAAGAUCACUGCAAGAAAUUGAGAUUGCUCUUCUUCCUGAUGAAUAAAGUUGUUCUCUGUGCAGUAACAGAUGUAGAAGGCCUACGAAGAUUAAUAUUCAAACUUCUAAUGUAAUUCAAACAGGACACUUUAAUGAGAAGGAUGAUUUGAUGAGUAAUAGGGAGGAAACUACUCGUUUAAAAGCUACUCCUUGUAACCAAUUGGUUUCUUAAGAAUCUUAAGCUUAGGAUUAGAAGCCAGGAUUUGUAUCCGGAACUUGUAUAUGCUAUGGAGUAAUGGAUGUACAAAAUCAAUACUCUGAUUUUACGUAUAUUACUUUGAUUUUACGUAGAUAAGCUAAUACAUGUUGUAUUACUCUAUUUUUGUCAAUAAUAAUGUGUUCUUUUGGUGGACAGAGAAA
Messenger RNA from Chenopodium quinoa (quinoa), 2116 nucleotides. Its product is annotated as probable plastidic glucose transporter 2. Lineage: Eukaryota; Viridiplantae; Streptophyta; Magnoliopsida; Caryophyllales; Amaranthaceae. Bases 315 to 1763 code for a protein of 482 amino acids. The transcript has 15 exons. The record is from RefSeq and is a predicted model, not a curated record. Gene Ontology annotation, cellular component: membrane. Gene Ontology annotation, molecular function: hexose transmembrane transporter activity. Gene Ontology annotation, biological process: monosaccharide transmembrane transport.